AUGGAGGCCGACCAGUUGGUCGUCAGACUCGACGAUUUGAGGGCCAUCGCCGAUGCCACCUUUCGAUUGACCUUUAGCUUCACCAAAAACGACGGCAAGUUGAAAUCGGAGAUCCGGGCCGUUGCCAACGAAAUACAAGACAUCGCGGGCUUGUUGCAUCGACUUUCUCUGUUAGCAUCAGGACUUGAAGAGACUAAGAACCAUGAUUCGGACAUCAAUGCUGCCCCGCCCCCACUGGUCUCAUGUCGCACCACUUUAGAACAACUAGGGGGAUCGCUAAGGAGACGAACAAAUAGAUCGGACGACGACGGAUGCGAACAGAAAAGGUAUGCCUAUGUCAAGUGGCCAUUUACGAGGGCCUGGACAACAGAUCUCCUGAAUGAACUGAGUGAGCACAAGAAGACAAUUUCAGAAGGAUUGAAUGGAGAAUCAAUCAAACAUCUGUUACAGUUACUAUCAAAAGGGAAGUCUGUGGCAACCAUACGUGACGAAGACUGGAUAUCCGAAGUUUUCACCGACUUUCUCCAAUCCUCUGGGUAUUUCCAAGGCAUCUAUAUGGUCCUCAAUACCUUUCUACGCGUCCGAGAGGAUUCAUACAUCAAGAUACAAGAUCGAUACAAACACUUGUCAAUACAGUCGAGCUUUUUCCAAGGAGAAGACUUCGAAAAUUGGCUUGAUAAGGGAGGAUCACACCUUCUCUUCACAGCUCCUCCGGGCGGGGGGAGAACCGCCUUCACCGGCGCACUAGCACGGGAAACCUUUCGGCGACGCCGUGCACGAACUGUUGUUGUACCCAUCUACUUUGAGCUUCUAAGUGGAUGGACCAGAUGGACCACGGAUAUGAACAUACUUGGCACCAUCGUUGCUCUGAUCGCGCGCCAGAAUCAGGGCGCGUUUGAAGUCUUACGCCGAUAUCGUCGCGACCUAAAUAUCCAACCGAGAUGGGCAACAAAUGGAGCGAGCAUGGAAGGACUGAAAGGUGUUCUUUGGCAAAUGUCAACUUUCUUUGAACAUGUCUUGGUCAUUGUAGACUGCUCAAAGUCUGGCGGAAAUGGCAUCAUAUCGAUGAUCGCCUCUUUGAUAAAGACUUCCAACGAAUCCGCACCGAACUUUAGUUUGGCAGUGGUUUGUCAAGACCUCGAGUUUGUUCGGGAGUCUUUGAGCGAAUCCGUCACUAAAUGUGACAUUGCACCAUCCAUGGCCAUCUUGCAGGCUUUCGCUGCCACCGAGGUAGAAAGACGAGUCAGGACCGGGGCUCUGCGGUUCCAACGGACAGCAAUGAAGGAUGCCACGAUCCGCAAACUCAGCGUUGGUGACGACCAUGUCUUCUGGAAGAUCGCAUAUCAACUCGACCACCUCUGCUCCUUGCAGUCCCACUCUGAGCAGGUUGAGUUUCUGGAGAAGCUCCCAUGCUCGCUGCACGACACCUACCGCUUAACGCUGGAAGAAUUUCAAAAGCGGACGCCAGAAUCUCGAAGCUUGAUCCUCAGGGCUUUACAACUGACGAAAUGUUCGCGCCACAAACUGAGUGCCCAAGAGUUCUGCCAAGCACUUUCAGUUUCAGGCAUUUCCGGGCUAGAUCCUGAGAUGUUGGAAUAUCCGGAGGUGGACGAAUCAGAGAUUCUGCGACAAUGCAGUCCUAUGAUCAUAAGAUCGCUGGAUGGCAACAAGUUUGUGUUUGCGCACGAUUCGAUUGAAAGCUUCCUUACGCAUAGAUAUAUCGACCAAUCCAGCGAUUUGGCCGCAUAUUGUCUCACGACUUCCGGAACGAAUCGGCUUCUUGCUACCUGUGCACUCAAGUUCCUGACCUUAGAAACUACGGAAGUCAACUCUUCCGCCGCAACAUGGUCGAACAAAGAUUUAGGAGAUAGUACUUCAGAUACCCCACCUCAUCUGGGAUCAUCAUCCUCCGCAAGUCCUCCGCUGAGGAAGAAGAUGUCCAAACGAUCUUGGGCAGCAGGCCAGACAAGGCGCCUUGCACGUGUGCUAAGGCGAGGCGACUUUACUCCAUUACACAUGGCUGCUCUCCUGGGCAUCGAUGCCGUCUGCUCGGAGUUGAUUCGAAUUGGAGAAAAUUACAAUCGACCGAGCAAGAUAGGGACCCCUUUGCAGUGUGCGAUUGGAGGUACUUUACUCAUUGGUGACCACGAUAUCCCGGCGGGCAAUUCUCCAUUGCCACCAUGGCUCAGCCGACCACGUAAAAGCACUAUUGAGCUGCUGAUCAAUGCGGGAGCGGAUUGUACACGAGAAUUGCCUAGUCAGACAUACCCUUGGAGCACUGUCGGUGCUUUGGCCCUGAAGACCUCAGAAUGGGCUAGGAAUUCUGAAAUCUUCGCGGUUGUCGUUAGAGGAGGUGCUCAACUGCACGAUGACAUUAUCGCUGUGUUCAGGUCGAUCUGUCGCAAGUGGUCAAAGCAUAAAGAUGCAGGAGCCAAGGAACUUAUUCAGGACAUCUUGGAAAUCUUAAACGGAAUGGUUGAGAAGAAAGAGGGCGAAUCGCUGGCUUAUCUCAAAGCUUUCCAGCAGGCGGUUUCGGAAACCACUGACAUCGACAUACCACUGCCUGUCUCGCAAGGCAUCUCCGAUGACAUGCUUGUCCAACAGAUGUGGAAAUCAAUCGACGAUGACAACUUGAAAGCGAUCGAGGAUCAAUCUCAAAGCAACACAAGAAUCAAGGACCUCCUAAAAGGCGACAUCUUGACGAAACUGCUCGACUUCGCUGUCGCAUGCUCAGCUGUCAACUGCUUGGACCACUUGCUCACGAAUUACAUGGCCGAAAACGGCCCAAAUGACUGGAAAAGCAAAGCUGUGCUUUAUUGCGUCGAAGAUGGAAAGCAAGAAGUCCUCUUAUGCUUAUUGAAGGAUGGUGCUCAAACCAUGAGAGCCAAUGCGAGAGGAAGCACCAUCUGGCAUCUCGCAGCUGCCAAAGCUACCUCAACUGGAAUUCUCAAAAUCUUACUUGAAAACAGUGACGAGGAAGAACGAAAAGAUGCCUUGAGAAUGUUGAAUGAGAGUGGCCGUACCGUGCUUGCCAAAGCGCUAGUCAGCAAACAGUACUCAAACGCCUCUAUCAUCCUCAAAUACUGCGGAAAGGAUCGUGCGUGCCUCAAGAGCAGACAUCCAUCACUACCUCACCUUGUGGCGGGUAUUCAGGAUAGCGUCUUACUCAAGGAGUUGCAUGAUUGCGAAAUGUUCGAAUUUGUGGCUAAAGAUACGCCUCUCAAUUACUUCCAUAUAAUAGAAGAUUCAGCAUGUGUGGAAGCGACUCGCCAACUCCUGGAAAUAUUUCCCUACCCUUGUUCCGACCAGCCUCCAACGCCCUUGAGGAUAUACCUGUCAAGAUACGACUUGAACACCUACAAGAAAGAACUUGUAACCCUUCUUGUCCAGAAAGAGCUGUCUGCCGCACCUAUCGUCAACGGUAUCCAUACCUGGCAGUGGUUCUGCAAAAGCGUGCAGGGUUAUUUCAGAAGAGCAUCAGAAGCUGAGGCCUGGGAAGUUGUCGAACUUGUGAAGCUCAUGGUCCAUCUCGGUUGCAUGGACGAUUAUGAAAAAGCUAGAGAAACAUCUGGGCUGGUAGAGAUCGUUCCUCUCUUUGAUGUCGACUCAUUGCCGAGGGCGUUUACACCUGACAACGACGCUGUACUUGCGACUGAAGAGAUAUUCGGCAUUGUUCAUGACACAACGACCUUACCUCAGUACUACAAAAGUAGUGGUAUGGAUAUCAAGGUCAUCAAGUGGACUAUUGCUCACAAUUCUUGGCACCUGUUUCGUCGUCUUAUCCACACGGAUAUUGAUGUUCAUAAGAGGGACAGGAGAGGAAACUUGUUAGAGUACGUGUGCUCUCACGGUACCGAAUUCAACGGUCAUAGGAUGCUCGCGAAUCUUUUAGAACGAGCUGAGAAAGAUCGUCUGAACGAGCUGAAUCCCGACAGAAACCUUGGUCUCUUACACCUACUAGGAAUGCCAUAUGGCAAGGAGGACUUAUCUUCAGAUAGUAGUCCCUUGUUCAGUCCUAGUUUUAUCCCGAUGGAGAACUUCAGUCAACCACAAGGUUCAGCUUGCCCAAUGCGUUUAGGGCCGGGGGGAUUCGCGGCAUUGAGGACACCACGCGACAACCCAAAGUUUAGCAUACUCCAACGACUGCUUGACGAGCACAUGGAUCGCCAGCUUCUGUCAAUAGGUGUACGACACAGGGAAGAAGCUCACAGAGGCCAACUGCUAUUAGGGUCUAAAAGAGGAAUUACUAAAAUCUGCCCUUCCCUCGAGGUAUACUACUAG
Molecule: messenger RNA, 4281 nt
Organism: Colletotrichum lupini
Lineage: Eukaryota; Fungi; Ascomycota; Sordariomycetes; Glomerellales; Glomerellaceae
Product: ankyrin-2 ankyrin
Exons: 3
Coding region: 1-4281 (1426 amino acids)
Source: RefSeq, a predicted model, not a curated record